This is a messenger RNA of Ostertagia ostertagi, 270 nucleotides long. The record is from the annotation of a GenBank genome assembly. Lineage: Eukaryota; Metazoa; Nematoda; Chromadorea; Rhabditida; Trichostrongylidae.
ACGAUCCUCGAAUUCAAUGGGCCAACUGCUCUUCGCUCUUUCACAUCCCCGACCAAGCGAACUGCGGUAAAACCUUUCAACAGUCCCGGCCUACAAGAUCUUGAAAUCUAUGGUUACCAUCGUCUAGGCUCAUGCUGGGCAGUCUCGUCGGCAGCUGCGAUGUCUGACAGAAUUUGCAUUGCUAGCAAGGGUGCCAAACAGGUGCUGAUCUCUGCUCAAGACGCUGUGUCGUGCUGCACAUGGUGCGGUGACGGGUACGUUUUUUCUUGA